Messenger RNA from Wasmannia auropunctata (little fire ant), 1872 nucleotides. RefSeq names its product protein FAM76A. The transcript is spliced from 7 exons. Lineage: Eukaryota; Metazoa; Arthropoda; Insecta; Hymenoptera; Formicidae. The record is from RefSeq and is a predicted model, not a curated record. Bases 314 to 1303 code for a protein of 329 amino acids.
GGCCAUGUUGCUCCGUCGCAGCGGUCACAGAUGGCUACGUAAAAGUCAACAACCGGUUCCGGGCGGAGUUAGUAUAAUCGCAAUCGGGAUAAUCGCGUUAUCGCGUUGCCAUCGUCGAUUUUUACACCUGCUCGCGUUUCCUCGUUCCGUGGCGUGGGCGCCGUGACGUUCUCCCGCCUGCUUUUCCCCGACACAUCGCGUCUCGACUCGCCGCGGCUGCCGCCUCUCUCGUCCGUUGUUCUGUUGUCCGGCUACGCUACGCCACGCAUCGUCCGCGCGUCGUGACCGCCGUACGCGGGGGAGGCCGCCGACGAUGAGCGCGAACAACGUGCAGGCGCUCUUCGCGUGCUCCCGGUGCUUCUCCAGGCAUCCCUUCGAGGACCUCUCACCCGGGCAGCAGUUGUGCAAGGAAUGCAGAGGAGCCUUUCCCGUAGUAAAAUGUACAUACUGCAGAUCGGAAUUUCAGCAAACAAUAAAGGGUAACACAAGCACCAUAUGUAAAAAGUGUGAGCAAAACGUGAAAUCCUAUGGAAAGCCGUCGGCUUGCGAAUAUUGCAAUACCAUUGCUGCGUUUAUCGGUAGCAAAUGCCAACGGUGUACAAAUUCGGAAAAACGCUAUGGACCACCGGUCACAUGCGAGCAAUGCAAGCAGAAGUGUGCCUUUGAUAGACAGGACGAGGAUAAGAAGGUAGACGGCAAGUUAUUAUGUUGGCUGUGUACACUGUCGUAUAAACGAGCGUUGGCGAGGACAAAGCAAUCGAAUGCGGAGAGAAGAGCGCAUAUGAAAUUGGCGCAACAGCGGGCUGCGAAGCACAGAGAACAAAAACUGAAGGGCCACAAUAAAAGACCGCACCGAGUCGAUGUGACGAAGCUGCCGCCGCAAUCCGAAGGCGGAGACACGAAUGGUCCCAUUCCUGUGAAAGCGGCGCGGAUGGCCGGCGUGCACGAUCCUCACGAUCCGAACAGCUCGGAUCACGUGGUAGCGGUUACGCAGCUCAAAGAGAAGAUAGCGCAUCUUCAAAAGCAAAUCAGCAUAAAAGAGAGCCAAUUAUUAGCAAAAGAUAGACAAAUUACUGAGCUCAAAGCGAAGAACUUCACAUCCGAGACGGAACUUCGCAAUAAGAUGAAAGCGUCGGAGAAAGAGUAUGAGGCAAAAAUCUCCAACAUGCAGCACAAGAUAUCUAGUUUGUUGAAGGAAGUAGCGUCGUUAUCGAAAACGUCCAAGCGGGGUGAUAGGGUGGCCGCUACCAAGACGGAAGCUGGGACCAACAGUGGGAGUGGAACGGACAGUCCCGUACCUUGAUAAGAGAAUUGGUUAGCUGUGACAACAUACUCAAAUGAUCCCAUAUAAAUCAUGUGAUUAUAUAUUAUGCAUAUAGUUAAUUGUUUCCAUUAACAAGGCAAAAUUGUAUUAUUUUUCUAAUUACUAUAGGAAUAUAUAUAUUAUUCUCAAUACGCACCGGAGGAAGGUCGUACUUGCAGCUCCGUUUAGGGGAGGUCGAUUAAGCAAGUGCAUGAAUUUAUACAUAAUUUAAGAAAAUAGCUUUCUUCUUCCCUUUUACUUUUCGGCGAUUGCCAGUUUUGUGCGACUCGUUCGCCGAAGGUAUCAAUUUUUAUGACGAAAGACUAGCGAAAUUCAAUUAACGCCAAUUAAAUUCCGCUUUUUGCCGCGAAGUUAUUGGCCAUGAAGCAAGAAUCGCAUUGUGGAGACUUCGAGGCAAAACACGGAUUGAUUGUACAUGUAUGUGGAAACAAUAAGUGGCAGCGUAGCUGUGGCAUUUUAAUUAUUUAUAAUAUGAUGAUGAUGUAAACAGUGAUGAAUCAGGAUAUGAUGACUUGUAGAUCAAUUUACAAUAAAAGCUGGAAAACUUA